AUGUUUGGGAACUCCACGUCGACCACCAGUGGUUUUGGCGGGUUUGGGUCAAAUAACAACUGGAACAAUAACAAUUCGUCUCCUUUUGGAACCAACGCUGUAAACAACAAUGCUUCGUCUCCAUUUGGUGCCAACAACACAAACACCGCUGCUGGAGGGCUUUUCGGGGCCUCUUCCAACACGGGCUCCGGAUUGGGUGGGUUUGGUGCCAACACGGCCAAUAAUGCCUCCAACACCGGUUCGACCAGCACCGGUCUGUUUGGAUCUGGAUCCACCUUCAACAAUAAUAACUCGUCUUCGCCGUUUGGUCAGUCUGCCUUCAACAACAACUCGACCGGCGCCAGAUCGACCUCGAACAGCAUUUUCGGUGCGUCCGGCAACACUGGGUCUGCUUUUGGUGCUGCGAACAACACCUCGCCGUUUGGUCAACAGGCUUCUGCUCCAAGAUUUGGGUCGGCCAUUGGAGUUGCCAACGUCCAGAAUAAGGGAACAGCCGCUCCUCCUUUCAAAGCGUUCACAGAGAAAGACCCAACCAACGGAACACAGUACUACGAGUCCAUUUCUGCCAUGCCUGAAUACUCCAAGUUUUCCGCUGAGGAGCUGAGAGUCCAGGACUACAUCGACGGCAGACGGUACGGCAAUGCCUCAGGUUCCACAGGAACAGGUGCUUUUGGUGCCACGUCUGGGUUUGGAUCGAAUAACACCGGAAGUGCUUUUGGAAACACCAAUUCUGGUGGAUUGUUCGGUCAACAAAGCAACACUUCUGGAGGACUGUUUGGCCAGAACAACAACACAAGCACCUCGGGUGGUCUGUUUGGCCAGAACAAGCCUGCUGCUGGUGGACUUUUCGGAGCCACCAACACCAACAACGCUGCCAGCACUUCUGCAUUUGGUUCAAACAACAAUUCUGCAUUUGGCUCGUCCUCGGCUCCUUUUGGCCAGACAAACAGCUCGCCGUUUGGCCAGCAGCCACAGCAACAACAGACGUCAGCGUUCGGUGCCACGAGCAGCUCGCCGUUCGGACAGCAAAACUCAAACUCGGGCGGCAUUUUUGGAUCGACAAAUAAUCAAAACAGCUCACCGUUUGGACAGCAAAACAACACUUCUGCGUUCGGCUCAAAUACCCAGACAGGAGGCGGGCUGUUUGGAAACACCAACAACACGGCAACAACCCAACCCAGCGCAUUUGGUAGUUCUGGUGCUUCCAACACCGGUGGCUUUUUCGGCUCCAACAACGCCAGCAAGCCUGCUUUUGGUGGAGGAUUUGGUGCCACUGCCAACAACAACACAACUGGUGCUUUCGGCGCUUCUAACAACACUUCAGGUGGACUGUUUGGAAACAAUAAUAAUCAGCAGCAGUCCGGUGGUUUGUUUGGAAGCAACAACAACAACCAGCAACAGUCGGGUGGUCUCUUUGGACAGGCAAACAAGCCAGCUGCUUCUGGAUUCUCCUUUGGUGGAGGUGCCACUAAUAACACACAGUCUGGCGGCCUGUUUGGUAACAACAAUGCCAACACCAACACUUCUGGUGGUUUAUUUGGAAACAAUGCCAACAACCAGCAAUCUGGUGGACUGUUUGGUAACAAGAGCACUACACCUGCCCCAGGAGGAUUGUUCGGAAACAACAACGCUAACACCAACACCGGAUCUACUGGAGGAUUUGGCUUUGGUGCUAAUAACAACAACAGCACUGCCACUUCUGGUGGACUGUUUGGAAACAAGCCUGCUGCUCCAGCUGCCACCACGGGCUUUGGUGCUACCAACAAUUCUGGCGGACUAUUUGGCAACAAGCCGGCUACCGGAACCACUGGCGGUGGAUUGUUUGGAAAUAACACCAACAACACAGCCACCUCCGGUGGCCUCUUUGGAAACAAACCAGCAGGAUCAACCACAGGAGGUUUGUUUGGUAACAACGCUUCUACCAACAACACUUCUGGCGGCUUGUUUGGCAACAAGCCUGCUGCCACUACUGGUGGACUGUUUGGAAACAACCAAUCCUCCACCACCGGCUCUGGAGGACUAUUUGGCAACAACCAAUCGACGGGAACUACAGGUGGAUUAUUUGGAAAUAACGCCAACCAGCAACAAAACGGUUUUGGCAACAACCAGCAGCAACAGCAACAGCUGGCGGCCUCUGAUCCAUAUGGAACCAAUCCGCUCUUUUCUUCGGUUGGAACCAACACGGCUCCAAUUGUUCAGCAGCCAGCUGUUCCAUUGGCAGUGCCUGUUAAGCCUGUGGUGAAGAAACAGCCUUCGAUCACCUCUGCGUACAAGCUGAAUCCGCGGCCGCUAUUCUCUGCAAACGACCUGUUGGCAGCCAAGCCAGGCAGCCUUGUUUCUGCGUCUUCUCCUUCCAGCGCAGGAUCCGUGCACUCGCCGAAAUCCGCUACACAGACUCUUAUUGAGGACUCUGAGGACUCUGUGAACGGGUCCAAGUCCGAGAAGCUGCUUCCUUCUGCCACCGACGACGCCAUUUUGUCGAGCUACAUUUUCGCUCCGUCCAGAAACGUCACCAAACUGAUCAUCGACAAAUCAAGCCAGGAAGACGAGUACGAAGGCCUCAAGACCUCGAACCUUCUCACACCUAAACGCCAGAUCACCAUGAAAACCCCAAUGAACCCCCUGACCCCAAAACCGUACGUCUCGCCAAGCAAGCUUGCUUUGGAGAACACGGCUGUGCAGACCGUUCAGAAGGAGGCCACCUCCACUCCGGAGUCGAAGCCAGAACCUGUUUCUGAGAAAACCGAGUGGGCCGACGACUACUGGAUCUCGCCGUCCGCGAAGGAGCUCGAGGCCCUGACGCCUGUGCAGCUCAAGGCGGUGGACAAGUUCAAGGUUGGACGUACUGGCUAUGGAUCCAUAGAGUUUCUAAAACCGGUGGACCUGACGGCUGUGCUGAUCGCCAAGAUCCCGGAAAUCAUCAUUUUCGACAAACAGUCGUGUGUGAUCUACCCAGACCUCAACCAAAGACCUCCUAUCGGCGAGGGCUUCAAUGUUCCUGCGCUGGUGUCUCUCGAGAGCUGUUUCCCGCUAUCCAAGGACACCAAAAAGCCGAUCACCGACCCGCACCAUCCGAUCGUCAAGAAACACAUCAGACGGCUGCAGAUGAUCCCAAACACCGAGUUCGUGGCGUACGACUCCAUCUCGGGCACCUGGCAGUUCAAGCUCCAGCACGUCUAG
Messenger RNA from Ogataea philodendri, 3180 nucleotides. RefSeq lists its product as uncharacterized. The record is from RefSeq and is a predicted model, not a curated record. The transcript has a single exon. NCBI's taxonomy places the organism in Eukaryota, Fungi, Ascomycota, Pichiomycetes, Pichiales, Pichiaceae. The coding region runs from base 1 to 3180 and encodes 1059 amino acids. Gene Ontology annotation, biological process: protein import into nucleus; RNA export from nucleus; post-transcriptional tethering of RNA polymerase II gene DNA at nuclear periphery. Gene Ontology annotation, molecular function: structural constituent of nuclear pore. Gene Ontology annotation, cellular component: nuclear pore cytoplasmic filaments; nuclear pore.